Lymnaea stagnalis (great pond snail) is the source of this 12485-nucleotide messenger RNA. The record is from the annotation of a GenBank genome assembly. NCBI's taxonomy places the organism in Eukaryota, Metazoa, Mollusca, Gastropoda, Lymnaeidae.
AACAAUAUCUUUGGUGUUUGAGUUUCAACUUAGUCCAGAACCAUGCCUGCGUUGGUGAGUAAAGCAAAUAGAUAUGAUAAUUGAAAGUAUUGAGUGUCUCUUAGAUGUGUGAAUGCAAUUGUUAGAAUUAAUGUACAAAGAACGUCACGGGACAGGAAUCAAUAGUAUGGCUCCGAACAGCCUGACUGUAUAAAGCUUGUCACAUUAAAGCUUGGAUCAGAAAAUAUAUCAACGUACUGACACAUAAAAGAUGACAUAAGAACGGCCUGUUUCGAGCGAUCUGCUUCAGAACAGUCUGCCUCACAACGCCGUUACUCAGAACAGCCUAGAUCAGAGCAGCCUGUCUAAAACAACCUUAGAAUUGUCAUCCAAUUUACAAGGUGCCACAGAACAAUCUGCCUCAGAUCCUCCUGACUAAUGAAAUCCUGACUCAAAACGGCUUGUCUGAGAACAACUAACUAUGGACGGUCUGUGCAGAACGGUCUGCGUCAGAACAGUAUGCUUCGGAACUGCGUGACUCACACUGCCUGGAUCAGAACAUGCCCCAGAAUGCCCAGCCACAUUAAAGUCUGCAACAGCAAAGCCUGCUUCAUAACAGCCUGCCUCAUAACACCCUGCUUAAUAAAUUUCUGUCGCAUUACAGCCUGCAGAAAGACCUUAAUCAUAGCAGCCUACCAAAGAACAAGCUGUCUCAGAACAAAAGUACUAAGAAAAGACUGUCACAGAAGACCUGUCUCAAAGCGUCAUGGCACAGAGCAUCCUGGAUCAAAAGAAUAUGUCUCAGUAGAGCCUGCUCCAGAACGGCAACUAGCAUUAAAGCCUGCCAUAGAUUAGCGUAUCUCAGACCUUCCUGGCAAUGCAAAGCCUGUCUCAGAACAUGCUGUCAAACAACAACUUUAUUAAGAAUGGCCUUUCUGAACGGUCUGCCCCAGUACAGUCUGCCUCAGAAUGGAGCUACUCAGAUCAGCCUGGAUCAGUACAGGCUGUCUGGGAACAGCCUGUCCCGAACGGCCAAAAAAUUAAAGUCUGUCACAGAAAAUACCGCCAUAUAAAGUCAUGUACACAGAAAUGACUGAUUCAAAACUGCCUUUCCUAGAAAAGCUUGCAAUAAGAACGGUCGAUUCAGAACGUUCUGCUUCAGAUCAGCCUGCCUGAUAACGGCUUGACUCAGCAGAGCAUGCAACAGAACAGUCUUGAUCAUAAAAGCCUAACACAGAAAAGCUUGUUUCAUAACCCCCCUUCUUAAGAAAGGGCUGUCACAUUACAAUAUGAUUCAGAACGACCUUAAUCAUGACCUUAAUCAUGACAGUCUACUAUCGAAAAAACUGCCCCAGAAUGACAAUUCUCAGAAAAGCCUGCAACAGAAAAGCCUGUCCCAGAAUGUUCUGCCUCGUAACAGACUAAAAUAGAACAGCCUGACUUAAUCGGCCAGUCUCAUAACAGGACAGCUUUAUCAUAAGAGCCUGCAACAUAAAAUGUCUCAAAAAGACAUGUUUUAGAACAGCCAGCCUCAAAACAGCAUGUCACAAAAGAUGAUGCCGUAUUAUAGCAUUCUACAGAACGAUCUGUUAAAUAAGAGUGUGCUUCAGAACAACCUGCUACAGAAUAGCCUUAUUAUAACAGUCUUUUAAAUAAUGGACUGCCUAUGCCCAGAAUUCAUCUGAAUGAUCUGCAUUCAUAUUACACUAUCUUAAAACAGCCUGACUAAGAACUGCUUGCCUUAAAAUAGCCUGCCACAUAACAGUCUUCCGUGUACCAACUUGCAACAGAACAACCUGCCUGCGAAUGACAUUUUCCCAGAAUAGCAUGUCACAGACAAACCAGACUAAUAACUGCCUGUCUUAGAACACCCUGCCUAAAAACGGAAUGUCUGUGGACAGACUACAACUGAAAGACCUUCAACAGGAGAGUGUUUCUCAAUUCAGGCUGAUUAAUAACAUUUAUCCUCAAAACAGCCAGGCUAUUAGAGACAUCCUUAUAACAGCUUGCAACUGAACAACUGACUAGGAAUUGCCUGCAACAGAACAUGUUUGAAAACAACCAGGCUCUAAACAUCCUCUCCUAGAGCAGCCUGCCUCAUAACAUAAUUCAACAGAACAAUCUACCACAUAAUAACGUUUCAUAGAAAGGCCUGCUUCAUAACAGACUGACUCAAACAGCUGUAUUCAUAAUAAUCUGUCACCGAGAAGCGUUCUCAUAACACCCUGCAAGAUAACAAACCUUACAGAACAUUACCUCCAAGUAUGGAAUAUCUCAGAACCUGACUUAAAGUAAACUGCUUGCAUCAGAAUAACUGCCUCAGAACAAUUCAUGUCAUAACAGCCCGCAAAAGAACAGCCUGUCCAAUAAAAGCCAGCUUUACCUCGGCCUCCCUCCUAACAGCCUGCCAUAGAACAGCAUGACAAAGAAGGACAGGUCUUAUUAGAGCCUGCCAAACAGAGGCCUGUAACAGAACAACUUUUCUGAAAAUUACAAAAAAAAAAUACCACAGAACCGCCUGACUUGGAAUGUCCUGCCUCACAUCGGACUGUCACAGAACAGCGUGCCUCAUAACUACCGGCAUCAUAAUAGCCUGACAAGAUACAACCUUAUUUAGAAUGACCUGUGACAAAGAUAAUUAUUUAUAACAGCCAGAAAUAGAACAUCAUUCCCCAGAAUGGCUUGGAUCAUGUCAGCCUGCCUCAAAUCGAAAACGUAUCCCAAGACGUUACAUCUUUAGCCAGCAACACAACAUUCAUCACAAUACGUGCCACGCUACAUAGUAGACAUCACUAAAGCCAGAGAAAUUCGUUAGCAGCGAAUGAACAGUGAAAACCACGCUUUCAGGAAUAAAUCGAUCUUUUCCUCAAACAAAACCACAUAAUCGGAUAAGGCAUCAGAUGAUUGUGAAGUAGAAUCUUAAGCAGAUAGACACGCGAUAUGGGCAGGAUAUCUGAUUCCAUUGGUCAACAUGAUGUUUAAAACGAUAUUGCAAGUCGUAUCAAUGUUGUUUUAUCACAAAAAGCAUAUAUAAUGAAUUCGCUAUGUUGCAGGGAAAGGAAGAUGGUGAGCCAACUUUUGAACAUGACAUCUCCAACUAUCCAAGAAACCCUAAGGAUCAAAAUUAACAUUAACCUCUCGAGACAAAAUUGAAUUCAAAGACUUACACAGCCCUAUAUUUAUUCGGUGAAACUAAGUGCAGCCAAAUUGAGAGUGCGAAAUGUACGAUAAGCCUGGGUUAUAGCCAAACUAAGCGUGGGAAAGAUACGGUGAACCAUGGUUAUAGCCAAACUAAGCAUGGGAAAGAUACAGUGAACCAGGAUUUUAGCCAAACUGAGAGUGGGAAAGAUACAGUGAUCCAGGGUUAUAGCCAAACUGAGCGGGGUAAAGAUACGGUGAACCUGGGUUAUAGCCAAACUGAGAGUGGGAAGGAUACGGUGAACCUGGGUAAUAGCCAAACUGAGAGUGGGAAGGAUACGGUGAACCUGGGUUAUAGACAAAUGAAGCUUGUGAAGUGUCUAGUUAAACAAGGUGGCUGUCGAGUAUGAGCGUUCAUUAGUAAUUGUUGCGACUCAAUAUUAUGUUCAUUAGUUGUUGAACGCUUUUCCCGCGCUUGACUAUUAUAGUUAGUGAACGCUCUUCCCACCAUUGUCUUUAUGACGUAUUUUUAUGCUGAGUCGUGACGUAUUGUCUAUGCAGUAUUGUGACGUAUGUUUUAGUCGUGCGGCAGUCUUGAGUGGAACUUUGGAGUGAUAGGAUGUUUAUUAUAUUUACUUAGAUAUUAAAGUUAUAGUUAUUAUGAAAAGGAGUUGAGUUAUUCAAUGAUAAGGAGAAUAGUACGACGCUUCAACGUGUGAAAAGAACUGACGAAAGUAAUCAAUCCAAGAAGACGUUAUAGGAGUUGACAUGGGGGCUCGUCCGGGAGCCAGGGCUGCUCAAAUUUUCAUAUUGUUUCGGAUAGUUGUAAUGAUAAUGAUUCACCUGUAAAUGUGAGCCAGGGCUGCUCAAAUGUUCAUAUUGUUGCGGAUAAUUGUAAUGAUAAUAAUCACCUGAAAGUGUGAGCCAGGGCUGCUCAAAUUUUCAUAUUGUUACGGAUAGUUGUAAUGAUGAUGAAUCACCUGUAAAUGUGAGCCAGGGCUGCUCAAAUUUUCAUAUUGUUACGGAUAGUUGUAAUGAUAAUGAAUCACCUGUAAAUGUGAGCCAGGGCUGCUCAAAUUUUCAUAUUGUUACGGAUAGUUGUAAUGAUAAUGAAUCACCUGUAAAUGUGAGCCAGGGCUGCUCAAAUUCACAUAUUGUUACAGAUAGCUGUAACGAAAAUAAAUUCCCAAGUAAUGUGAGUGAAGGUUGUCCAGAUUUUGAGAGCAAGGAGUGCCCUAACAUAAAGUUGGAAACCAAUGUUGAAUUAGUUAAAGAGAGCGCUGCCAGCUCUAAAGGUGCACUUGUUUAUGAUUUUCAAGAGGAGGUGAGAUGUCAGGUCCAUGAGUUGGGAGGUGAGGCUUUUGAUUGUAUUGUUAAAAAAAAUGAAUCUGUUAAAAUGAACUAUUGCCAUGAUUGCUUUGAAGUUCCUGAUUUGUUUGAAUUUCUUUUUUAUCUGACUCUUUCAUUUUGUAACAAUUUAAAAAUAUGUAUUGUAAAACUUAGGUUUCACAUGAGUUAUGACCACGGGUCAAAAGAACAGGGAGAGAUAAUUCUAAUAAACAUGUUGAAGCAUAAAGUUGUGAAAUCCACGGACAAAAGAUAUGUCCCACCAUCUGUAUCUGUGUUAUUUAAGAGCAAAUAAAGGCUGCUUAAAUUGUGAUGAGGCAUCUCUCACCUUUAAUAAUGUUCGAUAGUUUUGUGUUUUUAUAGUGAUGACCAUUGGUUUUGUUUAAAAACACACCUUCUUGAUGAUAUGAAUAUGAUUUGGAUUAAGUUAGUUAUAGUUUCAAAUUCAGUAGGAUAUUGAUGUAUUUUCCCUGAUUUUUUAGAAAAAAAUAUAAUUAGAUAAAAAUAUAAUAUUUUUAUUGGUAUGAAAAAUGAAAAUUAAUAUUGACAUUCAAUUUCAAUGGUCUGAUUUUUAUUGUCGUACAUGAAUUUUUAACUCUUGAAUUGCAUUUAAAAUUAUGUACGAAGUAUUGUUAUUUUAUUGCAGUAUAUCAUAAAUCUGUUUGAUUUUCAGUGAAACCUAAAUAAUGUUUUUUGAUAAGGAGAAUUCAUAUGGCUGAAGGUCUCUUCUUGAUGUAAUUCAUGUAAAUUGUGUGUGUAUAGUGACGAUUUAACUCCCUUAGUUAAAUCUGAAAUGAAAGAGGGGGGAUAUGUCGAGUAUGAGCGUUCAUUAGUAAUUGUUGCGACUCAAUAUUAUGUUCAUUAGUUGUUGAACGCUUUUCCCGCGCUUGACUAUUAUAGUUAGUGAACGCUCUUCCCGCCAUUGUCUUUAUGACGUAUUUUUAUGCUGAGUCGUGACGUAUUGUCUAUGCAGUGUUGUGACGUAUGUUUUAGUCGUGCGGCAGUCUUGAGUGGAACCUUGGAGUGAUAGGAUGUUUAUUAUAUUUACUUAGAUAUUAAAGUUAUAGUUAUUAUGAAAAGGAGUUGAGUUAUUCAAUGAUAGGGAGAAUAGUACGACGCUUCAACGUGUGAAAAGCACUGACGAAAGUAAUCAAUCCAAGAAGACGUUAUAGGAGUUGACAGUGGCAGCAACAUGAGAAUGCGAAUGUAUGAUGAACCUGGGUGGCAACAAAAUUAAUAAGGCGAAGUGACGGUGAAACGGAGGGGCAGCAAAAAUGAGACUUCAUCUAGGUCCGUAAACCUGAGUGGGAGCCAAAGCGUACGGAUGAGAUGUCGUCAAUAGUCUUCGUGCAAAACUCAACAUGUUAAAGUUCAACUUGUCACAUUUUCCCACUUUUCAAGUUAAUGAGAAUCACUGUUGAGAGGGAGACCGAUUUUACGUCAUUGAGAUGUGUCGAUUGUUGUUUGUUUAUCGUGGUUUAGCUUACUAAAACAUGUCGUGAACAUAAAGUUUGAUAUUGAGAGUUCAUUAAGAUUUAGAGUUAGUGAGUGAUGGUGAGGUCACGCUUGUAAUCGAUCGUGUACGCUUGUAAUCGAUCGUGUUUGAUAGUGUGUGUUGAUGAGAAGACGUUUCCACUUAAGGAUAUUGUGACGGAUGCCAAGAAUUAAAAUGAGCCCUAUUAUUUCAUGAAGUUUAGUUAGCUCUGGCAUUCGAAAUGCAUCAAACUUAGUGCAUAGCUUGACAGUGUAAUAAUGUACCAAAAACAAUUUAGACAGAAUUACUCAACGGUUCUUGAUUAAAGAAACAAGAAAAGGUUGACGUUUCAGACAAUGAAAAGUACGAAAGUCAACCAACUCAAAAACAAGGACAAAUGCUGGAAAUUUGAACAAAUAUUUGCUCCAAUGUUGUAACCCUAACCCUAAUCAUAACCCUAACCCUAACCCUAACAAAUAUUUACCCCAAUGUUGUUUUAAAACAAAAUUUCCGUCUCUGAAUGCCUUACUCUAAACAUUUCACACAAAACAAACUUAACCGUUCAAAGCUCUUUCUCCUAGAAACUCUAGCGUACCUUCUUUAUGAACAUUAGAAACAUCAUGUCAUCAUUAAUAUAUAAAGCAAUUAAAAAAAUCUUGUCUUCAAUUCCAUAUGAUCAAUAAGAAGCAUCUUGUCAUAACUUCAAUAUAAAAAAUAAGAAACAUCUUGUCAUAACUUCAAUAUAAAAAAUAAUAAACAUCUUGUCAUACUUCAAAAUGAACAAUGAUAAAAAUCUUGUCAUAACUUCUAUAUACACAAUAAGAACAAUUUGUCAAUGCUUGAAGUCAUAACUUGUUUUUAUUAUAAUCUUUCCCAAAUUAUGAAAAAGCCUUCAAAUAGAAAAUGUUCUGAAAAAAAUGAAACAUUCGGUGCCUAAUUGAUUUCUCUCGUUUCAUUUCUGGGACAAAAAAAUAAUCAAUGUUUUUAAAAAUUAUGUUAAUAUAAAAUUACAGAAAACAUUUUUUUUUAAACGUACAGCACGGCAAGGGAAAAAGUAUAACACUAGAAUAUUGCAAAAGUUCAUCCACCUUUACAAAAUGAAAAUGAAAAAUACUAGAAUGGUUAAGAAAUUAGCCCACAUUCAAAACUGAAAAGGUAGAAAGCUAGAAUGGUGCAAGAAUAAUCAACAUUCAAAAUAAUAAAAAAUUAUAACACUAGAAUGCCGAAAAAAUUAAACAACAUUCACAAAGUGAAAAAAAAAGUAUCGAACUAGAAUGGUGCAAAAAUUAAUCCACAUUCACAAAGUAAAAUAUACAUAAAUAUAUAUACUAGAAUGAGGCAUAACUUAAUCCACUUUCACAAAGUAAAAAAGUAUAAUACUAGAAUGUUGCAAAAAUUAAACCACAUUCUCAAAGGGAAAAUAUUGUAAUUCUUUUAAGGUUGGUAAGUCUCUUGAGUCUGUUGGUUAUUGUUGACCGUCGUAUUUAUAUUAAAGCUAUCAGAGUCCUCCAGAGCAGAAAGUCUAGAAAUUAAAUAGUCAUAGAGUAAUGUCUAUGUCUCAGUAGACUUUAUGGAAAUUAUAAACCCAUUUUGCCAAUCAAGUUCAGUGAGAUAAAGUGGGGCCUUCCGUAUCACGAAUUUAAUUGGUGACGCCAGUCAAUAAAAUCAUAAGGGGAAUCAAGGAAUCAAAAGUAGGUCAACACAGUUUAUAAUAGAAGCAUGAACAUUUAUAUAUCAGGUUCUACAAUGUGUUCCUUAAAUUGUGUACAACUUACUCUAUAGCACCAUGUAAUAGACUACUACAAUUAUGUCAUCUUGCAAAUGAAGAUCUCCUCAAUCUCAAUCAUUAUUUCCAAAAAAAUAUACACUUUUGAAGUCAAAGCAAACAUACACAUGGAAAAUCACACACAUGUGCGUUACUAACCACACACAUAUACAUAGCUACCCGUACACAUACACAUGGCUAACUGUGACGAAAUGGAGCUUACCUGAAAAUGUGCAUGUACUCACGACGAGCUACUUAGAAUCCCCCCCCCCUUUUUUUUGUGAGGUUAGGGCGAGUUAUUUCCCCUGAUCCCCGUAAUCCCACGUGGCACUGAUAAAUAUUUCGACCAGCCUACUGGACCACGAACUGGACCACGAACUGGACCAUAAACUGAACCACGCAGUAGAAACGCCGCCCCACCCGACUCGCCUAGGGUGAUCGAUUAUUGAAACAACGUCAACCAUCAGAAUAUUAAGUUCAUUUGACUCAGAUAUCACAUGGUAGUGAUUGUCCAAUAAGCAAUUAGAAUAGAAUCACUAUAAGGCCGUUGCAAAAAGCUUUCCUUUUCGAUAUCGACUGUGAAGCCAUUAGUUAACUUAGAGUACCUUAAAGCCGGCUUUUCUAAACCUAGUGUGUGGGACGAACAUUUCGACUUCAUUUCUUUAUUUGCAUUACCAUGUACAUAGCUCUUUAAACAUUUGUAUGGUCAUUCUGAUUAGAAUGAAUGUAUAUAAUUCAUUUGUACUUUAUACGUUCUCAAUGUUUGAAAUACGCCUCCAUCAUAGGGCACGUGUCGGCAACUUUGAGAAUUAAUUAUCUAGACCUAUUCCCAUCGUAUGGAUGGUGAUGUGGCCACUUGAUAGUUGCUAGCCAUUAUGUUAUCCAUUUUAAUUAGUAGGAAAUAUUACAUUAAUCAAUUGUAUAUAUUAUUAAGUCAUUGUAUAAUUAUGUUUGAAACGAAUCAUUGAUGCGUGAGGACGCUAGCCACCCAUGCUUGUGCCGACAAUGGUGAGGACGCUAGCCACCCAUGCAUGUGCCGACAAUGGUGAGGACGCUAGCCACCCAUGCUUGUGCCGACAAUGGUGAGGACGCUAGCCACCCAUGCUUGUGCCGACAAUGGUGAGGACGCUAGCCACCCAUGCUUGUGCCGACAAUGGUGAGGACGCUAGCCACCCAUGCUUGUGCCGACAAUGGCGAGGACGCUAGCCACCCAUGCUUGUGCCGACAAUGGUGAGGACGCUAGCCACCCAUGCUUGUGCCGACAAUGGUGAGGACGCUAGCCACCGAUGCUUGUGCCGACAAUGGUGAGGACGCUAGCCACCCAUGCUUGUGCCGACAAUGGUGAGGACAAAUAAGGUUAUCGCAACGGACAUUAACAUUGUAAAACUCAUCUCCUUUGACGCCUCGAUCUGAAUUCGUUGCCUCUGGAAAGGAAUUUGUUGACUUCGAGAAUAUUAGAACCGUUUUUCUCUUUAUUUCUUUGACCAUCCUUCACAUACAACAUGGCUGCUACAUUGCCGUAUUGCUGCAGGACAGCCAACCGCACCUAAGCAGCUGAAUUAAGGGAACUGUUACCUGAGGCCUGAGUCCACGAACUCUGCCAGGAAUCGAUCCGGAGGACCAAUUCAUCGCCCGCAACGAUAGAACUGCGUGCUGAUGGACUUUACUUCCAAAGAGAAGUCUCAUAUACACCCACCACAGCAUACUGGGGAAUAGAUACCCCAGAAGGUAUAUUUGUGACUGGUAUCAUCUACCUGUGUGAACGCCCUGAAAAGUGCUGUGCCCUGAAAAGCCACCACGUAAAUAGGAUUUAGAGUCCAAUUCCACAGUGAAUGGAUCUCGGUAUUGCACUGCCGUAACAUCUAUUUGCUUGAACGCCCUGAAAAGCGCUGAGCCCUGAAAAGCCAUGAUGUAAAGAAUUGAAGAAUUUUCUUCCACCAUUGAAGUAAUUCCAUUGCAUCGCAUUGCUCUGUUAUCCACUUACGUGAUCGCCCUCAGAAGCGCUCAGCCCUGAAAAGCAGCGGGGUAAAGAUUCAGAGGAGCCACCUCCACAUCGAGGUGAAACUACCACUGACUGAUCAAUCCAGAUGAUCAGAACGAUUGACUGAUAAUGUAUGUGUGAAAUGUCUGAGUAUAAACGCUAAUAAUACAAAGCAAAGCAACUGUUAUGAGAAAUAGGCUAUACGGGAGGCCAUUGUUCAUAAUAUACUAGAACUUAGAUUAAUUUUUAUAAAAGUUGUUUUGCCGACCCUUCACUAUCAUACCACAUAUAAAUACACCUCUAAAUUACUAAGAUAAUUUCAUUUACUGAAUGGUGUUAUGAAGUAUUUCAUAGUUAAGGCAUAAAUAAGUAAUGUAAUUAUGCCUCUUAGUGUGUGAAAUCGAUAUAACCAAAUACCCAUAAACACAAGUACGUGUGACACUCAUCAGAGAGUUGUUCCAACAACCCCUAAUAUAAAAAUCAUUUAACCACACUGACCUCACACACACAUCGAUAAAACACACACAUACACAUGGUGAACCUCGCACAUACACAUGGGUAACCACACACAUACACAUGGCCAACCGGACAGAAAUACAUAGUUAGCCACUCACAUGCUCAUGGAAAACAACAAUAAUACACAUUGCUAACAGCACACAUAAACAUUGUUAAUCGAACAUAUACACAUUGCUAACAGCACACAUAAACACGGAAGCGUGAUUUAAUUUAAAAAAAUGCCGAGCUUUGAUUUAACUAUCAAUUUAUAUUUACACAGAAAUCAGUCUUACUGCUUCUUUCAAUGAGCCAUUACGUCUCCGUGCGCUGUCAAGGUGAGUAUUAUUGCAAUAAGCAAUUACUUCUCGGUGAGCUGUCAAGGUAAUAAUUAUUGUUAUAAGUCAUAACGCCCCAGUGAGUCGUCUAAGUAAGUAUUAUUGUAAUAAGCUAGUUCGUGUGCGCUGUCAAGGUAAGCAUAAUUGUAAUAAGCCAUUACGUCCUGGUGAGCUGUCAAGGUAAGUAUUAUUGUUACAAGCUAUUACGUCUUUGUGAGUUGUCAUGGUAAGUACUAUUGUAACAAGCCAUUACAUCCUGGUGAACAGUCAAAGUAAGUAUUAUUGUAACAAGACAUUACGUUCUGGUGAGCUGUCAAGGUAAUUAUUAUUGUAACAAGCCAUUACGUCCUGGUGAGCUGUCAAGGUGAGUAUUAUUGUAAUAAGCGAUCAAGUCGACCAGUGUGUCAACAUGUUCGGUUCAAUUGGCUUUGUCGUGUCCAGUCUGCUUGUGUGUCAAUGAGUUCAAUUCAAUAAGCUAUUUCAUGUCACGUCUGCCUGUGUGUAAUUGAGAUCAGUUUAAAGGCUAUGCCAUCUCAAGUCUGCUUGGGUGUCAAUGAGUUCAGUUCAAUAAGCUUUGUAUUUAAGCAAGUCAUAAAUGCACCCCAAGUGUCCUGGCUUUGUAACCAAAUACAUCAGUUAUUGAUAUGUCUAAUCAAUAUCUCUUCGUCUGAGUAGGUUUUAGUUGUUUUAACUUCCUAUUUUCGAUCUCUUCUCUUUACACGCUUUGAUCUUUAAGCCACCUGAAAGACAACAAAAUGAAACGUUAACAAACAACAAACGGUCUUGUUUACAAAUUAGCAGAUCAUUUUUUAUAAAUUAAUUUACUUUCAAUGUUAAUACUUUUAUUAACAGGGUGUUCUCCCAUCCAGGAAAAUCUGAACUUAUUUCACAGAUAUGAGCAUUCGGGGAAAACGUACUUCAUGUCCAAGGCUACUUACAUUUCUGACGUUGCCUCUUCUGCCAUGUGCAAAACGUUGUGUGGCUACCUCGCUGAGAUAGAUGAUAAAGAUGAACACGAUUUUGUCGUUUCAAUAAAUUAUAAGCACUACCAAUAUGGCAUAUUGGUAGCAGGGACAGACAAGUACAAAGAGGGCAGCUGGGAGUAUGAUAGGACCUUGAAAAGUGUAAAAUACUUCAACUGGUGCCUGGCACUUGGAGAACCUAAUAAUAGCAAUGAUCAAGACUGCAUGGGCGUCAGCAACAAGGACGCUUGCAUGUUAGACCACCAAUGUGUUUAUGAAUAUGGGAAAUAUGAUUUCCAUUACUUAUGUGAAGUAGAUUAAAUAUUGGAUAAAAAGAUUAUACAUUGAUUUAUCAAAGUUUAGGCUCGGGAUUUUCAAUCUUUAGAUGAGCUUGGCUUUUGCCAUUGUUUAUGUCAACAUAUGAGUUUGGCUCAUGUUAUUGUAUAUGUCAACAGAUGAGCUUGACUUUUGCUAUUGUUUUAUCUUUCUCUCUUCAAAUCUAAAUUUGUUUGAGUUCAGAUCGUGACUGACAACGCCAGAUGUUACACAAGGUUUAAUAGCAAGACAAAAAUUAUUUUAAAAAUUCAGAGUUAACUGUAAUAAUCAAAACUAUGCUGAGACUUUGAUCAAAACAUUUUAAUGAAGUAACAUUUUUUUUUUAAAUAAGCAAUAUUUGAUUGUAUAGAACAGCGGUUCUCAACUUGGGGGUCGAACGAGCUUUUCUCAGGGGUCGCCUAAGACCAGCGGAAAACACUUGUACUUUCCAGUUAUAACGUGGCAACCAACAUAAUUUUUUGGUUGGGGUUCGCCACAACAUGAGAAACUUUAUUAAAGGGUAACGGCAUUAGAAAGAUUGAGAACCACUGGUAUAGAACAUACCGUUGGAAAUAUUUAAUUGUAAUAAACAAAACUUAUUUAAACAUAUAUGAUUAAAACUAUAUUUGUUUCUCUCCCAAAUUCUUAUUAUAGCUUUUCACUGUGUUAUUUUGGAAGGUGUCAAAUGUCGAAC